UUCUUUGGUGGACUAUGUGCAAGGAGGCAGCCAAACGGGAGCCAAUAAAGAGUCACUGGAGAGAUUGAGCGGCGAAGCUGCGCCAAAGCCAAAACGACAAUGAAAGGACGAGACGAGUCUCAACAGCGAGCAACAGAGACUGCGAGGCCCCUGAAGCACGACGGCGGAUGUCUCUAUUUGCAGAGUUUCAAGGAAGGACUGAGGUGAAGGAGAGAUGAAGAAGAAGAGAAGAACGAGAGCGACCAGCAAGUCAAGUCAAGUAAAAGAGAUUAGGGGCGCCGCCUUGGUUUGAUGCAUUUCGCACUGAGACGGGGGAAGAAGCGCCGAGGGGUCCGCCCAUUGAGUGUAAGGGGUACCGCGCUAUGCUGGGCCGGGGGGGCAGCGCGGGCGGUACCUGGUACCUGCGAGCGAAGGCAGUUGAGCGCUGCGGGUCGCCAGCGAGGGGCCGCCUGGGGAGUGUCUUGGCUGGUAAUUUCAGCGUCCAGGAAUAGCCAAGGAACAGCCAGGAAUAGCCAGGAACAGCCAGGAACAGCCGGGAAUAGCCCCCCUGGGCGUGCUGGAGGGGCCCUGGAGGCAAAAAUGGAAUCCAAGAGCGACCAAGAUGGAAUCACGCGCUGGGAUGCCGUGCAGAUGGAAUCGUCGAAGCCGGCCGUGGAACGAUCGCAGCGGUGCAGCAUGGCGGCGGCUGGCAGCAUCAAUCGUCAAUCGCUGUUUCUGCCCCCAAAGGCACCUCUAAAUCCUCCGGCAAUGCACGCCGGCACGCCUUGGCACGCUGGAACAAGAAACGCAGACGCAGGGGCCGCCCAGUCUGUUCCACGAGUCUGUUCCACGAGAGCUACGCUGCCACCAACGGCGCGCCAGCAGGCCAAUGAGAGGCGCCACGCAGACAACAAAGGAAAAAGGGAAAAGGGCAGCUCCAGGCAAAUGCUGCGCCAGGGACCGAUCCGGCACAGCGCGCCGAGGCUGCUAGGCCCGCGAGGGGAUAAGCCGCUGGGCCUGGUUUCCCCUGAAAGAUGGAGACGGCCGUGCGCGGUACCGAGUACCUGCGGCGCUGCUGACGGCGCGGCGCGGCGGCCGGGUACAGGGUACGCGCGAACACGCAGCGCUCGAGCUGCAAUUCGUUCUGUUUCCUGUCGUCGUCUCGUCGUCCAGGAUCUUAAUUUGCUGCCCCAAUCUCCCAGCGUCGCGCCAGCCAGGUAUCGAGUACAUUGAUGCAUGCUGUAUAUGCGAUUCGCAGUGCUGGCUGGGUCCAGUAUUCGACUGCUAGCCAGGUGCUAGUUAAAAUGCGUGCGUGUGCCAAGUGGGCAUCGCCAUCAAAAGCCGUCAACAGGCACAAGCCAAGGUCCAGCACGGGGGAUCCACGAUGUGCAAGUA
Trichoderma asperellum CBS 433.97 is the source of this 1374-nucleotide messenger RNA. NCBI's taxonomy places the organism in Eukaryota, Fungi, Ascomycota, Sordariomycetes, Hypocreales, Hypocreaceae. The record is from RefSeq and is a predicted model, not a curated record.